GGUGACCAAUCACAGCGCGAGUUGAAACCAGUGUCGGAAAUCGAGGGCGGCGCCAGUCGGGCGGCGGCAGGCCGGGAGCCAACACCUACCUACCUCCUAUUCCACGGCUGGUGAAUGGUCGACGCGGCAGCUCUGGUCCGCCAAAGGCAUUCUGACAAAGGCCUUCGCAAGAGCUCAUCACUCUCUUCCGUUCACGAUGAAGACCGCAACAGCAUCAUUGUUCAUUGUGGUGUUGGUGGGGCAGUCCUGGGCUCCUUGCCUGGCCAUUACAAAUCUUUUCCACAGGGUCUCCGUGUCUGCUGCGACCGUUUCGGCGUCUCAGCGUCUCGAGGUUGCCCCGGAAAGUUUCAGUAAUAUCAAGAGUUCGAUCAUCUGCAGCCUUCGAGAGUGGUGCGACCUGUGGUGCCACGACCAGACCACCGACCAGUGCUUCUAUUCCGACCUGAUUGUAAUGCCAGGUUACAGCGAGCCCAACUUGGCCGACGCCCUCACCUGCUACACCCGACGCCAUCCCGACUUCGCUACCGGGGCUGUCAUCGAGGGGACGGAAGUCCAUCCUGUCUACGCCGGCGUGAGAGAAAAGAGCAACCUUGUGGACGGCAUUUACGACCGGAAGUCUAUGAGCCAGUGUUUUGAUCCUAAUGAGUUGAACGACCCAUGGUUCAUGCUGGACUUCAGGGCUCCCGUGACCUUUCGCCUCGUGAAGUUUUUCGCGCAGCCCGGAGGGGCGGCCUUCAUGAUCAACCGCAUCAGCAACCUGGAGCUUCGGGUCAGUGUCUCACCCGCGGCCACUCCGGGCGAUUUCAGCGCAUUCCUCGUCUUCGGGUUUUUCACGGGCCCUGCCAUUGCUGGACAGGAAAUUAUCGUGGAAGGAGCCUCGCCCGUCACGGCCAGGUUCGUCACCGUGCAAAAGAUGGGUCUCACUACUAACUUCCAGCUGUGCCAUAUUGAGGUUUAUUAGGGAGGCCAACCGGAAAUGUCUCAGAUGGAAAAGAUCUUAUGGUGACAAUCCAGAGUUAUAAAGGAAACGAUUUUUUUAAAAACUGCGAGGACUCAAACAAAACCCAAAAGGAUUAAAGCAGUCAGGGAUGAGGAUAUCAAUACAAAGCCUCAUUGUCAGGAAACUAACUGGAAAAAUAAAUGCAGAAAGGUAAGGACAGAAAUCGAGUAGCUGAAGAGCCAAACAGCAUGAAGUCAGAGAGACUAAAAGAGACUAUAUGAGAAAGAUAGAAAUUAUAAAUUCAGAGUAAAGAACAGGAAGACAAAAAAGGAACCUAGGCUAAUUUCGUUACUAGUCAGUAUCUGAAUAUGAAGGCAAAAUGAAUUGUAAUUGGUCCGGAAUACUGACGUUAUUAGUCAUAAAAAAAA
This is a messenger RNA of Penaeus monodon (black tiger shrimp), 1368 nucleotides long. RefSeq lists its product as uncharacterized. NCBI's taxonomy places the organism in Eukaryota, Metazoa, Arthropoda, Malacostraca, Decapoda, Penaeidae. The record is from RefSeq and is a predicted model, not a curated record. Bases 197 to 961 code for a protein of 254 amino acids. The transcript has 2 exons.